This is a messenger RNA of Physella acuta, 1345 nucleotides long. RefSeq names its product NF-kappa-B inhibitor-like protein 1. Gene Ontology annotation, molecular function: protein binding. Gene Ontology annotation, biological process: negative regulation of canonical NF-kappaB signal transduction. The record is from RefSeq and is a predicted model, not a curated record. NCBI's taxonomy places the organism in Eukaryota, Metazoa, Mollusca, Gastropoda, Physidae.
UUAGUGACUUAGCAUAGCAAAAAUCUUUUUUUUUUUCUUGCUGCAAAUAUGCCCACAAUCACGUGGAUGAUGAGAAAAAAUUAAGGAAAGUAGUCCUUUCAUGAAAAAAUGGCAAAAAACUAAAUGUAAUGAAUAAAUGCGUGCUAGUUGAAAAGGAGACUUGGCAAAAGGCUUGUGAUAAAAAAAUGGGCUAUAAACAAAAACUUAAAAAAUUUAUAAAACAUAACAGACCUUUAAAGCUCAAAGCAUUUAUAGCAUCUCACAAUAUCUGUUUAAAUGAUAUUGACUUUGGCCAUGGGAAAAAUGUUCUACAUUAUUGUUCCAAAAAAGGAUCACCAGAUAUAAUGAGGUGUUUACUGAGACUGGACUGUGAUGCAACUUUACAAGACCGAGAUGGGAACCUCCCACUUCAUACAGCUUUAUUGAGAGGACUAAAAGAAGAGGCUUUUCAAGCUAGAGAAACACUGCUGGAGUUAGUGCCACCUCUUUUAGACAGCUACCCUCUUGGACAGGAUGUGGAAAACAGGGUGGGCGUCACAGGUUAUGAUUUGUUAAGACAGCUCAAGAAGAAAAUUAAAGCUGCGUUUUCUAGGUCACAACAGGAAGAGAGUUAUGAGGAAAAAAGAAAGCAAGAAGAAGAGGAAGAAAUGUGGAAGGAAAAGUUGAAUAAAGAGGCUGAAUUUGAAUUUGAAGAGCAGCAUUCCCGUUAUGACUUUGAUUAUGAUUACACACAAGAAAAGUCAACAGAAACAUUCGAUGACUGGACAGAGAGAAUAAGACAUGAAUAUUAUUCAAAGCAAAAAAGUCAGCAUCAUACGUUUACUAAAAGCAAGCGCAAAUAUGACCCAGAGGAAACCAGCCGUAAAAAACCUCGACUAGACGAAGAUGAAAAGUUAAAAAAUGCUCGGGAAGAAAUGAGAAAAAAUUUCAAACCACCCCCUGUUGAAAACAAAACAAGCAGGUUUUUGUUAAAGAAAAAUAAAUAUGAGGCCAAAUUUGCUCAUGUUAUCAACCAUUUAGCUGGGAAAAAGGCAUUGACUUUUGGGUGUAUACCCUGGCCAUGUCUAGAGCUAGACUCCGUAGCUGAUGUUCUGUUUUGUGAUAUUCCUGACAAAAGUGGAACUGUCUAUCGCAAGUAUUUACGAACACAGCAGGUUCGUUGGCACCCUGAUAAAUUUACUCAAAAGUUUAGAGACCAUCUGCAUCCUGAUCAUGUGACCAAGAUUAUGUCCAGGGUCAAGGCUAUUUCACAGAUUCUCAACCAACUCAGUGCUGACAAAUAGAUUUGCUACUGCUAUCAAAUGCUUGUUAUUUGCAUAAAUAAACAUGAUUUUUUGUGUGUGAA